Molecule: messenger RNA, 813 nt
Organism: Australozyma saopauloensis
Lineage: Eukaryota; Fungi; Ascomycota; Pichiomycetes; Serinales; Metschnikowiaceae
Gene: UME6
Product: Zn(II)2Cys6 transcription factor UME6
Exons: 1
Coding region: 1-813 (270 amino acids)
Biological process (GO): regulation of transcription by RNA polymerase II
Molecular function (GO): zinc ion binding; DNA-binding transcription factor activity, RNA polymerase II-specific
Source: RefSeq, a predicted model, not a curated record
AUGAUGCCAGAAUACCUUUUUGAGCCGUCUCAAUCUAUGGACGGAAACACUGUCUCUUUCAAUUCAUACUGUGAAUCAGACGGUACUUUAAAUGAACUAGGAAUACCUCAAGAGUUUGCUGGUAUUUUUGAUUCAGCUGUUCCUAGUUUCAAACCUGCAAACCCAAUUCCCAUUCCUCAAUACUACAUUCCUAUGAGACCAGCUCAAUUCGGCCUCGGCCACAAUUAUUUUGUCUCAGGCGAAGAGCAAGAAAACUAUGAACUGUUAGCACAGUCAUUGGAAUCGAAUUUGAACAAUGUCGAAAUGAACUACAACUUUGAGAAUAGCCUACGAUACAUGAACUUGCAGCAUGAAUACCUAAGACAGGAUAUGUCUUUUAAUCCUGUUCCGGAAUUGGAAUCUGUAUUCAGCGACUCUGCAAUAAACACUCCAAAUAUCCUGUCGGUUCCCAUUCUGAUGAAUCAAUCAUUUGAAAGUGGUGCUCAACCUUUCUUCAUGGCAGCCGGUGAAGAUUCAGACAUGAAUUUCAACAGAUCAAGAACACCCUUACCAGCAAAAAAAUCGAAUGAUUCUGGAUCAUCUAAAAAGCAUAAACGUAAGCACAUCAUGGCGAGAUCGAGAACGGGUUGUUGGAUAUGCAGAAUUAAACACUUAAAAUGCGAUGAGAUACGCCCAACUUGCAACAAUUGCACAAGAUUUGGGAUUUGUUGUGAUUAUUCUGAAGCUCGCCCAGCAUAUGUGCUGAACAGUUUUCUCAGACGGGAGAAACUCAAUUCUAUCACAACUAAAAAACGACGCAGAAUUUCAGACUAG